Messenger RNA from Coregonus clupeaformis (lake whitefish), 1007 nucleotides. Its product is annotated as obscurin-like. The record is from RefSeq and is a predicted model, not a curated record. The transcript is spliced from 7 exons. NCBI's taxonomy places the organism in Eukaryota, Metazoa, Chordata, Actinopteri, Salmoniformes, Salmonidae. The annotation marks the transcript as partial.
AUGUGUGGAGACCAGAAGACUACAGCCAGUCUCAAUGUUAAGGCCCAACCUGUUACAUUCAAACAAAAGCUGGGGAAUCAGGAGGCUGAAGAGGGGGGCAGUGUUACCCUGCACUGUGAGCUCUCUAAAUCUGGGGUCCCUGUGGAAUGGAGGAAGGGAACACAGGUGCUGAAGUCUGGAGAAAAAUACCAGAUUAAGCAGAAAGAAUCUGUGAGUGAACUCCUGAUCAGCAAAGUAGUACCAGAGGACAGUGGAGACUACAGCUGUAUGUGUGGAGACCAGAAGACUACAGCCAGUCUCAAGAUUAAGGGAGGGGGCAGUGUUACCCUGCACUGUGAGCUUUCUAAACCUGGGGUUCCUGUGGAAUGGAGGAAGGGAACACAGGUGCUGAAGUCUGGAGAAAAGUACCAGAUGAAACAGAAAGAAUCUGUGAGUGAACUCAUGAUCAGCAAAGUAGUACCAGAGGACAGUGGAGACUACAGCUGUAUGUGUGGAGACCAGAAGACUACAGCCAGUCUCAAUGUUAAGGCCCAACCUGUUACAUUCAAACAAAAGCUGGGGAAUCAGGAGGCUGAAGAGGGGGGCAGUGUUACCCUGCACUGUGAGCUCUCUAAAUCUGGGGUCCCUGUGGAAUGGAGGAAGGGAACACAGGUGCUGAAGUCUGGAGAAAAGUACCAGAUGAAACAGAAAGAAUCUGUGCGUGAGCUCCUGAUCAGCAAAGUAGUACCAGAGGACAGUGGAGACUACAGCUGUAUGUGUGGAGACUUGAAGACUACAGCCAGUCUCAAGAUUAAGGCUCUGAAGCCUUCAGCUCCUCCAGUAACUCCCAAACAGGAAGAGCCACAGAAGGAGGAGGCCAAAAAGGAAGAAGAUCCAAAGCCACCAUCUCCUGUAGUCAUCCCAGAACAGGAGACCAAAAAGCAAGAAGUUCUAAAGGCUGCUCCUCCUGUUGUCCCCAAAGAAGAGGCCUGUGAAGCUGAAGUCAAAGACUGUGGUGGAAGCCCAUG